AUGAAGGGCCUACUCAGCCUGACACUCCUUCCGCUGCUGGCAGCUGCAUCUCCCACUUGGUCUGAAACCAUCCAUAACGGUGCAGCUCCCCUCAUCUCUUCCACAAGUGCCAAGGAGAUCCCGGAUUCCUAUAUCGUCGUGUUUAAGAAGCAUGUCGGAGCUUCCGCAGCGUCUGCUCACCACAGCUGGGUGCAGGACAUCCACUCGGACAACGUGCGGAUGGAGCUGAAGAAGCGCUCCCUCUUCGGCUUUGAAAGCGAGCCUUACCUCGGCGUGAAGCACACCUUCCACGUUGCGGGCUCGCUGAUGGGCUACGCUGGUCACUUCCAUGAGGACGUGAUCGAGCAGGUUCGCCGGCAUCCGGAUGUCGAGUACAUCGAGAAGGACUCGGAGGUCCACCACUUUGAGGACCCUGCCAUCGAGAAGAAUGCCCCCUGGGGUCUGGCUCGUAUCUCUCACCGUGACAGUCUUUCCUUUGGUAGCUUCAACAAGUACCUUUACGCCGAGGAUGGGGGUGAGGGCGUCGACGCCUAUGUCAUCGAUACUGGUACCAACGUGGACCACGUUGACUUCGAGGGCCGUGCUUCAUGGGGAAAGACCAUCCCUCAGGGUGAUCAGGAUGUCGAUGGCAAUGGUCACGGCACCCACUGCUCUGGCACCAUCGCGGGUAAGAAGUACGGCGUAGCCAAGAAGGCCAAUGUCUAUGCUGUCAAGGUGCUCCGUUCCAACGGCUCGGGUACCAUGUCCGAUGUCGUCAAGGGCGUCGAGUGGGCUGCAGAGGCUCACAUCAAGAAGUCCAAGGCCGCCAAGGAUGGCAAGGCCAAGGGCUUCAAGGGUAGUGUUGCCAACAUGUCUCUGGGUGGUGGUAGCUCCCGCACUCUCGACCUCGCCGUGAACGCUGCUGUUGACGCUGGCAUGCACUUCGCCGUUGCUGCCGGUAACGACAACGCCGACGCUUGCAACUACUCCCCCGCCGCUGCCGAGAAGGCCGUCACCGUUGGCGCCUCAACGCUGGCUGAUGAGCGUGCUUACUUCUCCAACUACGGCAAGUGCACUGACAUCUUCGCACCUGGUCUGAACAUUCUGUCCACCUGGAUUGGUAGCAAGUACGCUGUCAACACCAUCUCCGGAACUUCCAUGGCCUCCCCUCAUAUCGCCGGUCUCCUGGCCUACUAUGUCUCUCUCCAGCCUGCCUCCGACUCCGCCUACGCUGUCGAGGAGAUUACCCCCAAGAAGCUCAAGGAUGCGCUGAUCACCAUCGCUACUUCCGGUGCUCUGUCUGAUAUUCCCUCCGACACCCCUAACCUCCUCGCCUGGAACGGUGGUGGUUCCUCCAACUACACCGAGAUCGUUUCCAAGGGUGGCUACAAGGCUGGUGCUUCCGAGUCCAUGAAGAAGCACCUCGAUGAGCUUGUUGGCAAGGUCGAGGAAGUGAUUGCCAAGGAGCAGAAGGUCCUGAGCCACGAGCUCGGUGCUAUCUACAGCGAGAUCAAGGACGCUGUUAGCGCUUAG
This is a messenger RNA of Penicillium oxalicum, 1512 nucleotides long. Its product is annotated as S8 family peptidase. Gene Ontology annotation, molecular function: serine-type endopeptidase activity. Gene Ontology annotation, biological process: proteolysis. NCBI's taxonomy places the organism in Eukaryota, Fungi, Ascomycota, Eurotiomycetes, Eurotiales, Aspergillaceae. The transcript is spliced from 3 exons. The coding region runs from base 1 to 1512 and encodes 503 amino acids. The record is from RefSeq and is a predicted model, not a curated record.